ACUACACACCUCUCGCUCAGAGAGAGAGCUGGCAAGGCAAGAUGAAGCCUUGGGCUGGUUUCCACUUGAUUUUCCUGGUUGCUAGUUCUGUGGAGGGAGAAGUCUCAAAUCAUGGCACUGGAGGACUCCAGGACACUGAAGCCACUUGCUGUGCACAGUUGAAGGGCUUAACACAAUGCGGAAGUGACAAGAUUCUUCUCCAAGGUCAGGCUGGGAUACCUGGAAUUCCAGGUGUGCCAGGAACAAAUGGAUCACCAGGGCUAAAGGGUGACCCAGGUCCUCAGGGGCCCCCAGGUGAAAGAGGAUCUGCUGGGAUAACUGGAAAAGCUGGACCGAAAGGAGACGAAGGAGACAAAGGCGACAAAGGAGAUGCCUGCAGCUUAGACAAUUGUCAACCAAAAGAGACAGAAGCCAGAAACUGCAAAGAUCUCCUGGAACGUGGGGAGACCCUGAGUGGCUGGUAUACAAUCUACCCAACCAAGGGGAAUCCAAUGGUGGUUUUCUGUGAUAUGGAGACAGAUGGAGGAGGCUGGUUGCAAUUCCAGAGGCGGCAGGAUGGGUCUGUUGAUUUCUACCGUGACUGGGAAUCAUACAAGAAAGGAUUUGGGAGGCAAGGAUCAGAAUUCUGGCUGGGCAAUGAUAAGAUCCAUCUUCUCACCAGCUCUGGAACACAGCAGUUGAGGAUUGAUCUUGAAGAUUUCAAUGGUUCCAAAACCUUUGCAACAUAUUCCAGUUUCAGAAUCGCAAAUGAAAGUGAAAAUUACAAAUUAAUAUUGGGUUCCUAUUUGGAUGGCAACAUGGGUGAUUCUCUCUCAGGAAAGAAGGACCAUGCAUUCUCUACCAAAGACAGAGACAAUGAUAUCUAUGAGGGAAAUUGUGCCGUAAGUUUCAAAGGAGGCUGGUGGUACACUAACUGCCACUCUUCCAACCUGAAUGGCCUGUAUCACAAAGGGGAACAUACCUCUUAUGCUGAUGGCAUCAACUGGGCUACCGGAAAAGGGUACUAUUAUUCUUACAAGUAUGCAGAUAUGAAAGUUAGACCACAAUAAAUGAAACCACAGUUUGACAGAUUCUUCAAUAGCCAUCACCUCAAAAGUACUAGCAGAUUAAUAUCCUUCUCUAUUUUCUACCUGAAAAAGCAAAUUAAAAUGCAAUCAAUUUUAAAACUG
Messenger RNA from Ahaetulla prasina, 1169 nucleotides. RefSeq names its product ryncolin-3-like. The coding region runs from base 42 to 1049 and encodes 335 amino acids. Lineage: Eukaryota; Metazoa; Chordata; Lepidosauria; Squamata; Colubridae. The record is from RefSeq and is a predicted model, not a curated record. The transcript has 8 exons.